Messenger RNA from Miscanthus lutarioriparius, 2478 nucleotides. The record is from the annotation of a GenBank genome assembly. NCBI's taxonomy places the organism in Eukaryota, Viridiplantae, Streptophyta, Magnoliopsida, Poales, Poaceae.
AUGGCGUCGUCGCUGGCCGAGGAGGAGGAGGCCUUCGAGCACACGCUGCUUGUGGUGCGCGAGGUGUCAGUGUACAAGAUCCCGCCCCGCACCACCAGCGGCGGCUACAAGUGCGGCGAGUGGCUGCAGUCGGACAAGAUCUGGUCGGGCCGCCUCCGCGUGGUGUCCUGCGGUGACCGCUGCGAGAUCCGGCUCGAGGACCCGGCCACGGGGGAGCUCUUCGCCGCCUGCUUCGUGCUGCCCGGGCAGCGGGAGAGCGCCGUCGAGACCGUGCUCGACUCCUCCCGCUACUUCGUGCUCCGCAUCGAGGACGGCAGGGGGAAGCACGCCUUCGUCGGGCUCGGCUUCAACGAGCGCAACGAAGCGUUCGACUUCAACGUCGCCCUCUCGGACCACGAGAAGUACGUCAAGAGGGAGCAGGAGAAGGAGACUGCCGGCGCUGGCGGCGAGGAGACUGGCGGUGGCGAGAUUGAUAUACAUCCGGCCAUCAAUCGCCGACUCAAGGAAGGUGAAACCAUUAGGAUAACUGUAAAAAACAAGCCAUCAACUGGAAGUGGUAUGCUUUCAGCUGCUGGUUUAUCUGGAGGGAUCACCGCAAAACCAAAGACAAGCAUGCUUCUUGCGCCACCUCCAGGUGCAGCUGGGAAGCUUCGAUCUCCUCUUCCGCCUCCACCUAACGACCCUGCAGCUGCAAGGAUGAAUUCUGGACAUACUGCAGGAAUCAGGGCUCCAAAAGAACCCACCAAUAGAAAUAAUGAUCCUUUUUCAGAUCUUUCUGCUAUAAAGUGCGGCAAUUGUUUCCUUCUUCUCUUGCUCGUAAUGGAUUCAGCAAGGAGCUGGUUUACCAAGCUCCAAACGAGGGAGAAAUCCAUUGGAAAGAAGAAGGAAUUGCCUCCCAAUGGCAAGGAAUCCGGCGAUGAUGCGCCAUCGAGUGCAACCAAGCAGAGGGUUGCAGCGGCCAAGCAGUACAUUGAGAAACACUACAAGGAGCAAAUGAAGCAUCUGCAGGACAGGAAAGAAAGACGGUGUAGUCUAGAAAAGAAAUUAGCAGACGCUGAUGUGUCCGAAGAGGAGGUUCACAACAUCCUGAAGCAGUUUGAGAAGAAAGAAACGGAGUACAUGCGCUUGCAAAGGCAUAAAAUGAGCGUCGAGGAUUUUGACUUGCUAACAAUGAUAGGCAAGGGAGCAUUUGGUGAGGUCAGAGUCUGCAGAGAGAAGACCACAGGAAAUGUCUAUGCGAUGAAGAAGCUUAAGAAGUCAGAAAUGCUUCGUCGAGGUCAGGUUGAGCAUGUCAGAGCUGAAAGGAAUCUUCUUGCCGAAGUGGAUCACCACUGCAUUGUCAAACUAUAUUGCUCAUUCCAGGACAGUGAGUACCUGUACCUGAUCAUGGAGUACCUCCCAGGAGGCGACAUGAUGACCCUGCUCAUGAGGAAAGACACGUUGACUGAAGAUGAGGCCAGGUUCUACGUUGGCGAGACGGUUCUUGCGAUCGAAGCGAUCCACAGGCAUAACUACAUCCACAGAGAUAUCAAGCCUGAUAACCUGCUACUGGAUAAGUAUGGUCACUUGAGACUGUCAGAUUUUGGAUUGUGUAAACCGUUAGACUAUUCCAACUUCCCAGACCUGAAUGAAAAGGACGUUACGCCUACAAAAUCAUCGUCGAUGCAUGGGGAUGGGAAGCAGCAGUCGAUGCCAAAGCGCUCGCAGCAAGAACAGUUGGAGCACUGGCAAAAGAAUAGAAGAACUUUGGCUUACUCAACUGUUGGAACACCAGACUACAUCGCUCCAGAAGUUCUUCUGAAGAAAGGCUAUGGGAUGGAAUGUGAUUGGUGGUCCCUUGGUGCUAUCAUGUACGAAAUGCUAGUGGGUUAUCCUCCAUUUUAUUCAGAUGAGCCUAUGACAACUUGUAGAAAGAUAGUAAAUUGGAGAACACAUUUGAAAUUUCCUGAAGAAGCGAGGCUAACGGCAGAUGCGAAAGAUCUCAUAAGUAAACUACUUUGCAAUGUCGACCAACGCCUCGGGACAAAAGGCGCAGAAGAAAUAAAGGAGCACUCCUGGUUUAGUGGAUUAGAAUGGGACAAACUAUAUGAAAUAGAAGCUGCGUAUCUGCCUCAAGUCACAGAUGAGUUGGACACUCAGAACUUUGAGAAAUUUGAAGAGUCCUCGGAUAAUGUUCAGUGUUCAGCAAAGACGGGCCCUUGGAGAAAGAUGCUUUCUUCAAAGGAUCUGAAUUUUGUGGGCUAUACUUACAAGAACUUUGAACUUGUGAACGACCACGAUGUCCCCGGGAUGGCUGAGCUGAAGAAGAAGGAGAAGGCAAAGCGACCAAGCGUCAAAUCUCUGUUCGAUUCACCUGAAGGAGGAGAGGGAGAGGGAGAGGAGGCGCAGCAGCCUGAAGACGAAGCAGCCUCCGCCGAAGGAAGCGUCCGGAAACCAGCAACAGAGUCUGAACUGACCAGAAGCCUCAGCUCGCCAUGA